Canariomyces notabilis is the source of this 993-nucleotide messenger RNA. Its product is annotated as NAD(P)-binding protein. The record is from RefSeq and is a predicted model, not a curated record. Lineage: Eukaryota; Fungi; Ascomycota; Sordariomycetes; Sordariales; Chaetomiaceae. The transcript has 3 exons. The coding region runs from base 1 to 993 and encodes 330 amino acids.
AUGUCCAGGGACGAGGUAAUGAAGCAAAAGCGCAACCUCCCGCUGCUUGUCUCUCGAGAGGCAUGCUCCGGCAAGACGUACAUCGUGACAGGGGCCAACGUGGGGCUGGGGCUUGAAGCGGCGCGGCACCUAGCAGCGGUGGGCGCGGGCAAGGUGAUCCUGGCCGUGCGCAACGCCGGCGCGGGUGCGGCGGCCAAGGCCGACAUUGACGCCACGACUGGCGUGGCACCAAACGUCGUCGAGGUGUGGUCGCUCGACCUGUCGAGCUACACCAGCGUCAAGGCGUUCGCCAAGCGGGCCGAGGCUGAGCUGGAGCGCAUCGACGGGCUGAUCGAGAACGCGGCCAUCGCGCCCUCCAAGCGCGAGCUGGCCGAGGGCCACGUUUUGGCUAUGACGGUCAAUGUUUUGAGUACCUUUUUGCUGGCUGUUCUGAUGAUCCCUGUCAUGAAGGCGAAGGCGGCCAAGGUCGGAGGGGAAAUGCCUACGAUCUCCAUUGUUGCGAGCAGAGUGAGCUUUGAUUACAAGGAGGCGUGGGACAAGAUCAAGGAUGAUCCGAUUGUGGGAAUGGAUGAUGAGGGAUUCGAGACGCUGAUAACGUAUCCCACCACCAAACUCAUGGAGAUUUAUGCGGUCAAGCACCUCGCCGGUACCCUACUCCCUGUUGAGAAAGCAGGCGUCAUUAUCAACGUGCUCUGUCCCGGCCUCUGCACCACGGAGCUGGUCAGAAACAUGCCCGAGGAACAGUACAACGCUGUUAGGGAACUGCAACGUCUUUGCGGACGCACAGCUGAGGAUGGAAGCCGCACCUUGCUUCAGGCAGUCAUGGCCGGAAAGGAGAGCCACGGCCGGUUGCAGCAUUCGUGCGAAGACGGCGAGAAGGACGUACCGAGCUGGGCUGCAGAGGACAAGGAGGCCCACAAGCGGACAUGGGACGUUAUUGCUGCAGAGUUGGAGGCUGUCGAGCCGGGAUGUGUGGCCAGGAUACUGCAGUAG